This is a messenger RNA of Zymoseptoria tritici IPO323, 1428 nucleotides long. RefSeq lists its product as uncharacterized. The transcript is spliced from 2 exons. Gene Ontology annotation, biological process: DNA-templated transcription. The record is from RefSeq and is a predicted model, not a curated record. Bases 1 to 1428 code for a protein of 475 amino acids. Gene Ontology annotation, molecular function: zinc ion binding; DNA binding. Lineage: Eukaryota; Fungi; Ascomycota; Dothideomycetes; Mycosphaerellales; Mycosphaerellaceae.
AUGUACUUCCCCAGUUUACCACUCGACUCUCCCAACUCAUCGCUGUUUGAUACCUUUGGAUCGAUUUCUCAAAGCGAGCUGCCAGCAGAAGCAGCAGACGUCUGGCCAGCCCGCGUGCACGAGCAUAACCUGCUCCCAUGGAUCGACGUGUAUUUCAAAAGGCUUCAUCCGACCAUGCCAAUACUUAACAGGGCAAACAUGUAUUGCGAGAUGCUUUUGCGGAAGCAUCGAACAGACCCUCAAUAUGGCGCUAUGCUGCUUGGGCUGUGUGCUUUCGCUAUGACGCAGCCUGUCCAGAUACACGAAAGAGGUUCAAUAGCCUCUCGAUCGGUUCAAGCUCGAAUGCUGAUGGAAGAGUGCGUUCGGAUGCGGAUGGCGCCAGACUUUGGCGAGGAUCCCACGAUAGAGACGAUACUGGCCAGCUUCUUCUUAUUCGCCUGUCUGUUCGGCAGCCACCAACACAAGGCCGCUCGUCAUAAACUACGAGAAGCAGUCGACUUGGCCUACUCUUUAGGCAUGCAUCUGCCUCAAUCAUAUACAGGUCUUACGCGAGAGCUGAGGGAGCAGUGGCUACGGACGUAUCUGGUCCUCUCCGUUACCGAAAGGGCCUAUGCUCUCCAGCAAUCGCAUUCCAUCAGCUUUAGAGGUCGCCCUGGUAUCACGGCUCGCUUCAUGCAAGCGUUCGACCCCAGUGCUACGAACGAGUACAUCUCGUCCCUCAUCUAUCAAGACCGAGCGGACGCAGUAGGAAUGACCGCUCUACUCUACCUCAUGGACACGUUUGACGCUAUCGACGAGAGCGUCAUGGACUGCUGGAACGGGUACUGUAGAUUCAGCGACGGAGCAUGCGAAUCCUUCGAUCGGCGGCGGGCUUUACAGAUGUUCCGAGCACAGCAUCGAGUCCGCGACGCAUGUCUGACGGGCACCAUCCUAUUCGCACCCUCUGUGGAACCACUUCCGAUGGCCCAAUUACUCGAAAGCCAGCAAAUCGACAUAUCCGUAACACAAUUGUGGCUCCUUGGACGACUGUGGCAGCUCUGUUUGACUCAUGGUAUGCUGCGAGAGACUUCUGAUCACGCAGAAUUGCGCUUCGACUUCGCAUUCAGAAUUGGAUUGAUCCUCAUGUCGAGUUGCAACGUAUACAGCCUAUCCGCCAUGGAGGUUCAUGGCGUCGGGCUAGUGGAGAAGGUCUAUGAUGUCGCCAUGGGCGUCAUUACGGCCAUGAGUAGCUGCUCCAGCCUACAUCUGGACCUGGUGAUUCUCUCAGAUUCCGAUGUCAUCGCGAGUCCGCAUCCGGUCAUUGAGACGAAAGUCAGGGAACUAUUGAACGGAUUUGCCAGCCUGAUGCGGGAGUUCCGAGGCGGAGAUCACAAAUACAAUGCUCAAUUCGAGACGGCUCUUGCUGGCAUACCCGGGUUCCACGGCUGA